Parathielavia appendiculata is the source of this 642-nucleotide messenger RNA. RefSeq lists its product as uncharacterized. Bases 176 to 601 code for a protein of 141 amino acids. The record is from RefSeq and is a predicted model, not a curated record. Lineage: Eukaryota; Fungi; Ascomycota; Sordariomycetes; Sordariales; Chaetomiaceae. The transcript has a single exon.
UCGGGUGUCUGUCACCUGAGGCUGGAGAUAACUCACUCACCCAAUCCCAUUAAGCCUGCAGCUUUCUUCAAUACAGCCAGGCCGUCUUGUCAGUUUCAGGGCCAUAUCCACAUGAAAAACUCGGAAUCCUGUCCGCUCCCCCAGGCGACUUUUGAGUGAGAGCGCGGACUACACAAUGGGUCACCAGCUCAUAUUGACCAAUAAGGUCAGAUUUUGGACUUUCUCCAUUGGAGUUCUCUACAAUCCAACCCUGGUUUGUUUGUUAGCGUUUCACAUGGCAGGCCUCAGUCAGGAAUGGAAAAAGCGGGAUUGGCAAGGGAGAAGGCCAGAAAAGCAGGAAAUGGGAAGACGGAAAAGGAGGAUACAGAGAUGGAUGGAAGGAAGGGGAAGGAAAAUAAAAGUAAGAGAAAGAAAAAGAGUGAAAAAAGAGGAAGAAGAGGAGGAAGAAGAGGAAGAAGAAGAGAAGAAGAAGAGGAGAAAAAGAGAACAACAAGCAGGUAAAGACCGGACAGUUUCUUUUGUCUUGUUCAAGGUGCCCUUACUAAGUUCCGCUCUAACAAACAAACCAGGAUUAGAUUGUAUUGGGGUAUCAUACCACUAGCUAACCUACAAGGCAACCCAUUGACGCCUCUUCUUAUAGAC